Messenger RNA from Penicillium riverlandense, 3117 nucleotides. RefSeq lists its product as uncharacterized. The coding region runs from base 1 to 3117 and encodes 1038 amino acids. The record is from RefSeq and is a predicted model, not a curated record. The transcript has 13 exons. NCBI's taxonomy places the organism in Eukaryota, Fungi, Ascomycota, Eurotiomycetes, Eurotiales, Aspergillaceae. Gene Ontology annotation, biological process: regulation of DNA-templated transcription; DNA-templated transcription. Gene Ontology annotation, molecular function: DNA binding; DNA-binding transcription factor activity, RNA polymerase II-specific; zinc ion binding.
AUGUCAAGAAAUCCGAAUAACGCAUUUGGACAGGAAAUCGCCAGUUUUUCGUAUGAUGAUCAGCGCCGCUUUUCGCUGGGAGAUGCAUCCCUGUCCUACUACUAUCCGCCGCGUCUGCCGGCGGACCUGAAUGUUGGCUUUGACACCUUCCAGAAGCUCGAUGAUGUCGCGGAUGAACAUCUGGACGCGCUCUUGGAAACGAUCAUUGCCCAUGAGAAAGAGACUGGGAAGAAAUGCGAAGCCGACAUCGUGACUUGGCGAGGGAUGAUGACCAAGAUUCUGGCUACUCCAUAUGAUAUGACGAAUGGAUUUGAAAUGAAUGCGACAUGCUUCCAGGGUACCAUAUUUAUUGAAGAAAAUAACGCCUAUAAAAACCAACAGAAGGAAAUCCAGCGCAAUCAAAGGAUGCCGCCAGGGAUGGCGUCCCAGGAACUGAUGAUGUACUGGGGCUACAAAUUCGAAGCCAUAUCGGUGCUUCGACAACCGUGGGAUCCGUCCUCCCGCGAGGAGAUUGAAGGGCGUGAGGAAGCAGUCGUCAACAACAGCGCGCAGUAUUGUUCUGUGGCCCGCACCGGGAUGGGUAAGGUGCGCAUGAUUCUCGGCGGGGAGGUGGAUGCUGUAUGGGAUUGCAAACCGGAUCGAAAAGAAGAUCCCAUUCACUGGGUUGAGCUGAAGACGUCCGCGGAGAUCCGAAACGAUCGCGACAUGGUCAAGUAUGAGCGCAAACUACUCAAAUUCUGGGCGCAAUCGUUUCUCCUGGGGGUGCCCAAGAUCAUUGUAGGGUUCCGCGACCAAAAUGGGAUUGUCCGCAGCCUGGAGGAGCUCGAGACAGCGAGUAUUCCCGGCAAAGUGAAAAAGGUCGGCAGAGGGACCUGGGAUGGGAAUAUUUGCAUCAAUUUUGCGGCAGCCUUUCUCGAAUGGCUCAAACAGACCAUCCAGGAGGAUGGGACAUGGAGGAUCCGCAAGCAAGAGAAGUCGCCGGUGAUUGAAGUGUUCAAGUUGGAGGAGCAGGGCCAUGGGGAUAUUCUGUCCCCGGCAUUUAUCAGCUGGCGAUCCGCAAGUACUAGUGCUACUACUAUCUCCAGUACGGGUUCGCCCGGCGCGGUCCCGGGGGCGAUCCGGUCGCGUAAAACGACCAGUAUCGCCAAGCGCGCAUGCGACCAGUGCAAGUUCCGAAAGAUUAAGUGUAGCUUGUCGCAGCCCUGCAAGGCCUGCGAGUCCAUGGGCUUUGAUUGUACCUUUUUCCAGCCCCAGAAGAAGCGCGGUCCAACCGGACAUCGCGUGUCGCAAAUUCGCCAGCUGCAAACCCUGGGGAGCUGUCCUCCAGAAUCCCCCAAAGAUGCCUUUCAGUACCAGGCAUCGCCCUCGAUCGACCCCGCUCGGCCGGCGUCCAUGUCGGGUGCCUCUUGGACGCCACCGCAUGGCGAAGUGGCCAUGUCCAUUUCUAGAUCAGGCGGGAUGCCGCCCGCAGGAGCUCCAACCUCUGUCGCAGGGCCCUGGACGGCCGAUGCGAGCCCCUUAGAUUCUCACAGCAGCAGUGCAAUGAGCUGGAACGAGCCCACUGACGUGGAGUACUGGCUGCCAGAUAACCUGGAUGCCCAAGUGCCCAUGUUCGGGUUCCAGGGGAGCAAUAUCUACCUCAAACCAUCUCUUCCUUCCAUCGUGCAGCCCGUGUCCGAUGCAUCUGCCAUGGGCGUGGCUCCGCAGGAUUCUCAAAGCAUGCCCUUUUCCCCGACUGUGGGCUCACUGGCAUCAGACAGCCAAGAGCCAGAUACAUGGCCGUCUUCAAUCAUCGAAGCCAACAUGAUCCCCUGGAUUGAUGUCUACUUUGACCGACUGCACCCAACCCUGCCGGUGCUAAACCGGUCUUCGCUUUUCACACGGAUGCUGUCCCAAGAGCAUCGGAAGAACCCUCAGUUUGGAGCAAUGCUUUUGUCUCUCUGCGCUUUCUCUCUUACACAACCGAUCGAAAUUAAUGAACGACCCACGACUUCAUCCCGCGCUUCUCAGGCACGAUCCAUGAUGGAGGCAGCCACGAAAAUGCGGAGCUGCUCCGAUUUCGGGGAACAUCCCACGAUCGAAGCGGUCUUGACGAGUUUCUUUCAUUUUGGUUGUCUCUUUGGCAGUAAUCAGCAUAACGCAGCGUGGCUGCGACUCCGAGAAGCCCUGGAUCUUGCGGCUACGAUGGGGCUGAAUGAUCCAGACUCCUACCGUGACCUAUCUGGAGAAGAAAAGGGUCAGCGAUUACGAACAUAUCUUGUGCUAUCGAUCACAGAAAGAGCAUACGCUCUUCAACGGCGACAUCCCAUCACAUUCUGGGGAAAGCCCGGAUUCAGCAUGCGCUCAGUACACGACUUCAUCCACAACGCCUCGAACAGCCUGGUCUCUGGAAUAAUUGUGCACAACGAAAAAGACGCCGAAGGAAUGAUGGGUCUGGCACGACUGAUGGAAUUAUUUGACGCCAUCGACGAAGAUGUCAUCGACUGCUGGAACCGACGAUGCGAUAUCAACAACGGCUUUUGCCACAAGCUCACUGCAGCCAAGGCACUGUCAAUUCAUCAAAAUCUCGACCGUAUCAAUCAGGGUGAACGGUACAAAGGGUAUGACUGGUUUGAGCGAGCCAAGGCUGGCCGUAGCUCGGAGACGAAUCACGCUUUCAUGGCUAUGGGCCUGCGCGAAACACAGGCAGCGGAUGUUUUCAUCACGCAAAAAUGGCUUCAGAACCGAGUUUGGCUUCUGUGCUCGACUCAUGGUCUCCUGAGUGAUCGUUCCGAGCGGCCGGAGUUGAGUUUUCAUUAUCCGGUCUCCGUUGCAGAGUCGACUCUCCAGCUCUGUGUGUCAUUACGACUUAGUUCUAUGGAGGCCCACGGGAUUGGAUUGGCGGAGAAAUUGUUCGAUAUUGCCACUGGUGCAAUUGAUGUCUUUUGCAACAUGAACAUGGCUUCCGGAAUGACAUCGAUUUCUAACACCACAACGCCACAUGGCCUUGCAGAGGACUUUCUGCUGCUACUGACGACAUUCCGGGGAGGCAGCCAUCCAUUUCUGGAAAAGUUCAGAGCUCACCUGCGGUCAUUACGAAUUCUGGAGGACAAGAUCCCAGAUUGGCCCCAGCAAUGA